Schistocerca gregaria is the source of this 3623-nucleotide messenger RNA. RefSeq names its product glutamate receptor ionotropic, kainate 2-like. Gene Ontology annotation, molecular function: glutamate-gated receptor activity; transmitter-gated monoatomic ion channel activity involved in regulation of postsynaptic membrane potential. Gene Ontology annotation, cellular component: plasma membrane; postsynaptic membrane. The transcript has 17 exons. Bases 165 to 2804 code for a protein of 879 amino acids. The record is from RefSeq and is a predicted model, not a curated record. Lineage: Eukaryota; Metazoa; Arthropoda; Insecta; Orthoptera; Acrididae. Gene Ontology annotation, biological process: modulation of chemical synaptic transmission; synaptic transmission, glutamatergic; monoatomic ion transport.
UCACGUGCGCUGCCUGGUGUUUACAGCUUGGUGCCUGCUGCUUGCUGCGGUAUCUGGCAGUCGCGUCUCCUACCAGUUUCAGGGGCUUACAUCGGGGUGAAGGUGAAGGACCGCGGUCCAGCACGGCUGCAGAAGAAGGAAGAGCGAAGAAGGAAGGAAGCACCAUGUGGCGGACCGAGUCCCUGCUGAUGGUGCUCGUGGUGCUAGCAGGAGCGGCUGGAGGUGGUCUACGCAUAGCUGCCGUGUUCGACGAGGCGGACCCGCCGCAUCUGCGGUGGGCGUACCUCGCGGCCGUGGAGGCCGUGAACCUGCAGACGGCCGGCUACCGGGUUCGCGCCAGCGGCUCCACCAGGCCCGUCCUGGCGCCGCUCAACGUCACCGUGCCGCGACACGACGGCUUCAGGACCGCCAGGAUCGUGUGCAGGCUGAUGGAGCAGGGCGUGGCGGGCAUCAUCGGCCCGUCGCAGAGCGCCUCCACAGACAUCGUCCGCUCCAUCUGCGACCGGCUGCACGUCCCCCAGUUGGUGCUCAACUGGGACCCCAGUCGGCCAACCGCGGCCUCCUACCAACUCAACCUGCACCCUGAGUCUCAUCUGCUGUCGCAGGCGCUGGUGGACGUGCUGCGCGAGCUGAAGUGGCGCUCCUACACGGUGCUGUACCAGGGCGACGAGUCGCUGGUGCGCCUGCGCGGCGUGCUGCAGGAGAGGGAGCCACGGGACCCGCCCAUUGCCGUCCGGCAGCUGAGCCCAGACGGCGACUACAGGUCUUUGUUGAAGGAGAUUCGGCAAGCGGGAGAGACUCGUCUGGUGUUGGAUGUGGACGUGGAGCUGAUCCCAGAGGUGCUGUGGCAGGCCAAUGAAGUCAACCUCAUGGGCCUCUACCAAUCUUUCUUCAUCACCUCACUGGACGCCCUGACUCUGGACCUGUCGCACUUACGCGGCAGCGGCGCCGGCGCCAACUUCACGCUGCUCAGGAUGGUCCAGCGGGAGCAACUGCUACACGACUCUCCAGCAGAGCUGCGCUCCAGCCGCAUGACGGGAGAGGCGCUGAUGCAGGACGCGGUGGACGUGUUGUCCGAGGCUCUGUUCCACCGGGACGCUCAGCGACCCCUGCGGGCUGACAGCCUCAAGUGCGACGGCCCACCCUGGAAGGGCGGCCAAGGCGUUCGCCAGGCCCUGCACGACAUACAGCACGAGGGAAUCUCCGGAAGCAUCGCAUUCGACGACCUGGGCCGACGCGUGGGCUUCUCGCUGGAAGUGCUGCAGCUGUCUGCUGCUGGAUUCCGGCGCGUCGGCACCUGGACGCCGGCCCAGGGCUUCUCCAGCACCAGGACCAACAAAGAGGACAUGGAGGACACCCGGAGCAUCCUGCAGGGGCGGCACCUCAUCGUCUCGUCCAGGAUUGGCGCGCCGUACCUGAUGAUGAAGAAACCUACGACGCCCCCGCGGGUUGGCAACGACCGCUACGAGGGCUACUCGAUGGACCUGAUCACGAAAAUCGCCGAGCAGCUCCACUUCACGUUCGAGUUCCAGCUCGCCAAAGAUGGCGAGUACGGCAGCCUUAACGAAAAGACCGGCGCCUGGGAUGGACUCGUCGGCGACCUCCUCGCGGGGAGGGCAGAGCUGGCUAUAUGUGACCUUACGAUUACAGAGCUAAGACAGUCAGUUGUGGACUUCACCAUGCCUUUUAUGAAUCUGGGUAUCAGCAUCCUGUACAAGAAGGCUGAGAAGAUGGAACGCAGUCUUUUCUCAUUCAUGGACCCUUUCACCGUUGACGUAUGGAUCUACGUGGCAACAGCCUUCCUCGGCGUCUCCCUCAUUUUCUACAUAGUGGCAAGGGCGGCGCCAAUGGAAUGGCAGAAGGCAAAUCCUCGCGAUCCCAACUGCAACGAGCUGGAGAACCAGUUCAGCAUGUCCAACAUCCUGUGGUUCACCGGCAGCGCCCUUCUGGGAGGAGGCGGUGAGGAGAUGCCCAAGGCCGUAUCGACGCGGAUUAUGGCGGGCAUGUGGGCCUUCUUUAAGCUGAUCAUGCUCGCCUCCUACACGGCCAACCUGGCGGCGUUCCUCACCAGCAGCAGGAUGGAGUCUUCCAUCAACAGCGUCAACGACCUGGCCAAGCAGAGCAAGAUCAAGUACGGCCUCUACGGUUCCGGUUCCACUGCUGGCUUCUUCAAGAACUCGAACGACAGCCUGUACCAGCGGAUGUGGACCAUCAUGAAGCAAGCGCGGCCGAACGUGUUCACCAAGGGCAACGCCGAGGGCGUGGAGCGCGUCAGGAAGGAGAAGGGCAAGUACGCCUUCUUCAUGGAGUCCACCAGCAUCGAGUACCAGACGGCGCUCGACUGCAACCUGCGCAAAGUCGGCGGGCUGCUCGACUCCAAAGGCUACGGCAUCGCGCUGCCCAGAGACUCACCCUACCGGACAGCCAUCAGCGGGGCAGUGCUGACGCUGCAGGAGCGAGGCAACCUGACCGCCCUCAAGGAGCUCUGGUGGAAGGCGCCCGAGGGCAAAGAGUGUCCCGCUGAGGAGGAGGGGCCUUCCAGCAGCAAUGCCGAGCUGGGCAUCCUCGACGUGGGGGGCGUCUUCCUUGUGCUGGGCUGCGGCAUGAUCCUCGCCAUCAUCAUCAACGUCCUGGAGUUCCUCUGGAAUUGCCGGACUAUCGCCGUUGAGGAACAGAUCUCGCACUGGGACGCGUUCGUGUCUGAGCUGAAACUGGUGUCUCGCCUCUGCAGCGACGUCAAGCCUGUCCGCAAGAGCCACCUGCCACAGCCGGAAGGGCCGCAGCCGCCGGACGUGUGCGGGUAGCCGCCGCGCCUACCUCGGUGGUGUGCGACCAGAUGAACGCAGUGUUAGUGCAAGUGCUCACAAUCAGUCAAGUCUGUGGCUACUGGCAUUGGAUCCGAAGCGCUUUUCAUAAAAACGACUCUCGCUGUAAGCACAUAAUAGGUUUCUGCAGUCUACUGGUUUACGCACCUACCUCCACAUUUAUACCCCGGAAGCCAACUUACUGUGUAUGGAGGUGCGUACUUCUAGUGUAAUCAGCUGUUGUCCUCCCUCUUCCAUUCGCCGAUGGCGUAUGCGAAGAAUGACUGUAGGUAAACCUCCGUAUUAGCUCUAAUUUUUCGGAUUUUUUUCACUGCGGUCAUUUCUCGAGAUAUUUGUCGUCGGGGGUGUUAUAUCAAGCACAUGAAGGGCUUAUUUUAGUAGUGGUACAAGUCCAUUUUUGUUCAUUCUGAGAUACAGAGUCCUAAAGUUAAAAGAGCGCUGUAAAAUCUGCAGUUGAGAUACCAGAAAUAUUCAAGUACUGGGUGAUCAAAAAGUCCAUAUAAAUUUGAAAACUGAAUACAUCACGGAAUAAUGUAGAUAGAGAGGUACAAACUGACAAACAUGCUUGGAAUGACGUGGGGUUUUAUUAGAACCGAAAAAAUACAAAAGUUAAAAAAAUCUCUGACAGAUGGCGCUUCAUCUGAUGAGAAUAGCAAUAAUUAGCAUAACAAAGUAAGACAAAGCAAAAGAUGAUGUUCUUUACAGGAAAUGCUCAAUAUGUCCACCAUCAUUCCUCAACAAUGGCUGUAGUCGACGAAUAAUGUUGUGAACAGCACUGUAAAGUAUGUCCGGAGUUAU